Molecule: messenger RNA, 1011 nt
Organism: Guillardia theta CCMP2712
Lineage: Eukaryota; Cryptophyceae; Pyrenomonadales; Geminigeraceae
Exons: 1
Source: RefSeq, a predicted model, not a curated record
CAUCAUCGCUCUGAUCUCUCUUGUCCUCAUCAUCAUCGCUCUGACCUCUCUUGUCCUCAUCAUCAUCGCUCUGAUCUCUCUUGUCUUCAUCAUCAUCGCUCGGACCUCUCUUGUCCUCAUCAUCAUCGCUCUGAUCUCUCUUGUCCUCAUCAUCAUCGCUCUGACCUCUCUUGUCCUCAUCAUCAUCGCUCGGACCUCUCUUGUCUUCAUCAUCAUCGCUCUGAUCUCUCUUGUCCUCAUCAUCAUCGCUCUGACCUCUCUUGUCCUCAUCAUCAUCGCUCGGACCUCUCUUGUCCUCAUCAUCAUCGCUCGGACCUCUCUUGUCCUCAUCAUCAUCGCUCUGACCUCUCUUGUCUUCAUCAUCAUCGCUCUGACCUCUCUUGUCUUCAUCAUCAUCGCUCGGACCUCUCUUGUCUUCAUCAUCAUCGCUCUGACCUCUCUUGUCUUCAUCAUCAUCGCUCUGACCUCUCUUGUCUUCUUCAUCAUCGCUCUGACCUCUCUUGUCUUCAUCAUCAUCGCUCUGAUCUCUCUUGUCUUCAUCAUCAUCGCUCUGACCUCUCAUGUCCUCAUCAUCAUCGCUCGGACCUCUCUUGUCUUCUUCAUCAUCGCUCUGAUCUCUCUUGUCUUCAUCAUCAUCGCUCUGAUCUCUCUUGUCCUCAUCAUCAUCGCUCUGACCUCUCUUGUCCUCAUCAUCAUCGCUCUGACCUCUCUUGUCCUCAUCAUCAUCGCUCUGACCUCUCUUGUCCUCAUCAUCAUCGCUCGGACCUCUCUUGUCUUCUUCAUCAUCGCUCUGAUCUUUCAUGUCUUCAUCAUCAUCGCUCGGACCUCUCUUGUCGCAGACUUGUUCCUGUUCUUCGUCGUGGGCUGCCUCCCUCCCUCAACUCGUCGCAUGCCCUUGUUCCUGGAUACGUGGGCAUCGGGAUCAAAUUCACCCAGAACGAGCAAGGGCAGCACGUCAUCACCUCCCUCCUCCCCGGGGGGCCAGCAGAGAAGACUGGGCAGGUCACGUAG